Messenger RNA from Paramormyrops kingsleyae, 2490 nucleotides. Its product is annotated as probable Bax inhibitor 1. The record is from RefSeq and is a predicted model, not a curated record. NCBI's taxonomy places the organism in Eukaryota, Metazoa, Chordata, Actinopteri, Osteoglossiformes, Mormyridae. Gene Ontology annotation, molecular function: enzyme binding. Gene Ontology annotation, cellular component: mitochondrial membrane. Gene Ontology annotation, biological process: cellular response to unfolded protein; negative regulation of apoptotic signaling pathway; negative regulation of RNA splicing.
CAAGACUGAGAAGCUGCACGUAGAAGCGCGAGCACGCGGCGCGGGACGGCACGAGAGUGCGCGAGAUAGAGCGACGCGAGCGGGCGUUGGAGGACUGCUGCGCUAAAACUGCCCAGAAAGAGCGAUAAAACUGCGAAUCCCCGCGCUGAAGGUACCGUGUCACCCCGAUAACCAGCUGAAGUUAAGGCACCAGCCAAGAUGAACGUCUUCGACCGGAGCAUCAAUUUCGACUCCCUGUUUAAGUUCUCCCAGAUUUCCCACUCCACCCAGCAACACCUGAAGAAUGUGUACUCCUCCCUCUCCAUGUGCAUGUUUGUGGCUGCGGCCGGCGCCUACGUCCACGUCGUUACCCGGCUCCUGCAGGGAGGGUUUCUGUCCCUGCUGGGCUCCUUGGGCAUGAUGGCCUGCCUGGCGCUGACGCCGCACAGCCCUGAGUCUGAGAAGAAGAGGCUCGCCAUGCUCGCGGGCUUUGCCUUCUUUACCGGUGUCGGUCUUGGGCCUCUUAUUGACUUUGCCAUUGUCGUUAAUCCUAGCAUCAUUGUGACUGCCUUCCUUGGAACAUCUGUCAUCUUCCUGUGCUUCACCUUGAGUGCCCUCUAUGCCAAGCGCCGGAGCUAUCUGUUCCUGGGAGGAAUUUUAACAUCUGCCCUGUCUGUUCUGCUCCUGGUGUCCGUGUUCAACCUCUUCUUCGGAUCGCUGGUGCUUUUUAAGGCUCACGUGUACCUUGGCCUGGCCGUCAUGUGUGGCUUUGUGCUGUUUGACACUCAGCUCAUCAUUGAGAAGGCUGAGAAUAAUGACAAGGACUAUAUCUGGCACUGUGUAGAGCUCUUUCUUGACUUUGUGACGAUCUUCAAGAAACUCAUGAUAAUCCUGUCCAUGAAUGAAAAGGAUAAGAAGAAGGAGAAGAAGUAGACAGAUGAAUCUCUAAAUUAAAAGGUUAAUGGCCAAGAAUAGUGCGUGAAAGGCUUCUGGUGCAUAUACCCCCACUACUGGAUUAUAAUUUGGAUUUGUUUUCCUUAUUUAGUGUCUUAAUUUUCGGAUGUGUAGGACUUUGGCUUUACAGAAAGUCUGAUGUGUUCAUGUUGUAAUACCGGUAUUGUCCAGCUGAUGGAGUCGCUGUUUUGGAAUGGGCAUGUCUGUAGCUGGCAGUAUCUGGUGUCUGGGCACCUCAGCUUCCUCCUUUACACUUAGGCUGGUUAAUUUUGUGCUUCUGCUGUUUUCCAGGCAAUUUGUUUAAAUCCUUUGAACGUGAGUGGAAAAUGCUUCACUUGACGAUAAGACGAUGUUAGCUGUGCCUUUUAAUUUGGGAAAAUUGGCAGAAAUUUGCAAGCGUUCUCACCUCCGUUGUAGAAGUGUAUAUAUUGCCAUAUGGAAGGGGGGCUUGGGGCAGGUAAGCUACUGGGAGAACAGGGUCUAGAGAGCUGUGGGGGGGGGGAGUGCAGAGCCCGUUGCCCGGCAGUACUGUGCCAUCGGCUGUUUCCUGUUGAUACUGUGAUGUGCAUUUGUAGAUGUCCUGUGCAUAAGCUGUAGUCUUUUCACCCCUUAUUCCUUAGCAGUACAUUGGCAAGGUACAUUUAGUGUGGUUCAACUGAGCACAUAAUGAAAACGCUUUAUGCUCGGAUUUCACUCUUGAACGCUGCUUAUUUCGUAGGGGCACAAGGCUGUGGAGGAAUGAGGGUCACUCUCCUGGCCACAGGGUCGUGUAUCUGUCCCCCCCCCACCCACCCCCGCUCUGUGUGUGCCAUUCUGGCUGAGCCCUUCAUUGUCCCUGAUUGAGAUGCUGCUCACUUAAUAGCCAGCACUGUUAAAAUGUAACAUUUUUCCAUAACAUGAAGUGGUGAUUCUUUCUGUUAAUCAAUGGAUAAAGGUAUAUCUGGGUACUCAAAUUUCUUUUCCCUCCCAUUUGAUGAGUUUAAAAUUCAAUACCAGUUUAUAGUUUAAAGAACUUAAAAGAAACUGAAGCAAAGCCAGCAAAUACAGUUCUGAAAGCAUGGUCCCAGAGACCUUGCCCCAGGGAGCUAGAGGCUGAUCACAUACCAUUAAUAUGCUGGCUUUUCUUACGUUUCUGUGUGCUGUCUUCAGAGGAAUGCGGGCCUGUGGUUAUGCUGAGCUUUUUUUUUUUCUGUGUGCAAGAUGUUGAAACUUGAGUUUGACCUCCUCCUCUCGGGCACAUUGACCCUGAGGUCUAGCCUACUGUCCCCAUACGUGCCAUAAGUAUCUCUGUUUUCGGCGCUAGAGAGCUAAAUGUGGCCAGCACGGCACAGACCUGUCCAUGAGCUGCAAACACGCAGCGGUCACCCAGCUGAUGGUAGAGCACAGCUCAGCCAGCUGCUUGCUGCACUGGGUUUUUAGCCCGCAUGGGCGCUCUGCUGAUGCGGAGUGCAGCUGAGCCGCUGCCUGACAGGUUGCUCCCUUUUCUUUCUGCCAAGGAUUGUUGUACUUUUGCAGACUGUAAUGGAAAAUUGUUUAAAUAAACUCAGAAAUUAUGCA